UCUAACCAUGUUCCUACGGCAUCAUGUGCGUCCAUGCCGGAUUCAACCAAUAAUAUUCGUAGUUGGGUGGAAACCUAGCGAAGAACAAUGUUCACAAAGUUGAGAUACAUUAUCUGAAUUCAGCUUUUUCGUGCGGGCUCUGUUGGGAGUUGAAAAGCCUGUCUAACGGCCAGGAGAAAGGUGUGACUGCUUCAAAUUCGUUGCUAAGAGUCUUUACUGCAGAAAGUGGAAUACGAUUCUCACCAGCUUUAGUCGAAUAUUCUUGCAAGAUACUGAGCAACGGAUCUUAACUUGCGUGUUAAACAACUUCGGAAGGCUGGAUUUAGCUUUGUCUACACAAUCAUACUUCAGAUUCUCAAGAGCGGAAUUCCUAUUGUGCAGUUGCAUAACCGGGGUCAGUUACAGCAAUGUUCUUACAAAAGCAUGUUUAAAACCUCGAACUUUUUUUGGCAAAACAGAUUAACUCAAGAAAUUGGUUUAACCGGGAGUGAAACGAAACCAGUGUUAAAUGAACAGUCCAAUGUUCACUUUCUACAAUAAACCAAUGUUCGUUUUAAAGAUAAAGGAAAGAAGCCAUUUCACACCAUUGUGUAACAAGAUGCAACUCCAACGUAAAGCUAACCCAGGGACAAAGUCCUUCCAGUGAACCAAACGGGAGCAUAACUAUAGCGGGAACAGUCCUCACCAUGGCAGAAUCAAACUUUACGUGUAUUCCUGACGACUCCUUCAAGUAUACAUUGUACAGCAGUGUGUACAGUAUGGUGUUUAUAAUCGGCCUCGUGUCAAAUUGUGUGGCUCUGUACGUUUUGAGGUGUUCCUUACAACUCCGAAACGAAACAAUAACCUACAUGACCAACCUGGCAGUGUCAGACUUGCUGUUUGUCUUCACGCUACCCUUUCGGAUAUUUUAUUAUGUGACCAGAGACUGGCCCUUUGGAGACUUGCUGUGCAAGGUUUCAGGAACGCUGUUUCUCACCAACAUGUAUGGGAGCAUCCUUUUCCUGACCUGCAUCAGCGUGGAUCGGUUCCUGGCUAUCGUUCACCCUUUUCGGUCAAGGAUGCUGAGGACGAAAAAAAACGCCAUCGUUGUGUGUGUGGCCGUGUGGCUGACAGUGCUCACCGGAAGUAUACCAGCAACCUUUUUACGAACCACUAACGACAGAGCCAAUCAAACCAAAACGUGCUUCGAAAACUUCUCCAGCCACACUUGGAAAAACUUUCUGUCGAAAAUUGUCAUUUUCAUUGAGAUCGUGGGUUUCUUUAUUCCUCUGCUGCUGAACUUCUUCUGUUUCUCAAUGAUGCUAAAGACUUUAAAACAACCUAUUACUCUUUCCCGAAGCAAGUUAAACAAGAAAAAAAUUCUCCGCAUGAUUGUGGUCCAUUUCCUCAUUUUCGUCACCUGCUUCGUACCCUACAAUAUAACUCUGGUGAUGUAUUCACUGCGGCAGAUUUAACGGAUAUCCAAAACGGAGAUGAACCAAAACAGAAAAGAUUCGGAAGGUUGACUAAUGAAUGCCUCUGAUCUAUGGAGUUUUAUUUACAUGGUGCAUUUUUAAUAAAGUGAGGAAUACUGUAUAACAUUGUCAAUGUGAUAACAGUGUGGAGCUGGAGGAACACAGCAGGACAGGCUGCUUCUUCAGAAGAGUCCUGAUCCGAAACAUCAACUUUCCUGCUCCUCUGAUGUUGCCUGGCCUGCUGUAUUCCUCCAGCUCCACACGGUGUUAUCUCUGACUCCAGCAUCUGCAGUUCUUACUAUCUCAUUGUCAAUGUGAUCUUUGUUAGCUUUUAUUCUAAAAAUAAACUUACUACCUUCUCCAUUAUUACAACUUUGUCCUAGAAGUCAGUGCUAUCCGAAUGUAAACCCAUUGAGGCUUACAACUAUUGCAAUACCUCGGUGAAUAAUAGGGGACGGAGAAGAGGGGUUGGCUAUGGCGGUCUCAGAGCUCGCAACCCCAAAAUUUCAGCUAGUGAUUCCACUUCAAGAAGCCCUGUUGUAAGUCCUCCUAUGCUCAGUUGGGGAAAUAAGGUACAGAAGGCAUUCGCAACUACUUUGUGAUUUAGAAAAUGCUUCUUAGUAAACACAAUUCAGUACAGUAUCUAAAGCCAGUAUCAUUCUUCUGAGAGAUAGGCAUAGCAAAGGACUCUAUUAUGCCAAGCGUUGAGCAAAUAUACAGUACGGGUCUUUGGCCCGUUCAAUGAGAGUAAGUGGGUGGACCAGAUAAGUUUCUAAUAUUCCUUUUUAGUCAAUUGCAUGCAAAGAAGAGAAGCAACAAAGUUAGAAAAAGAGUAGUGAAAGGUUGUGAGAAUUCUGAAGACAAUCAAACCUGAAACCAUAGGGAAACAACAGAAGCUGGGAAAGGAAAAAAUGAAGGUGACUUAAAUAAGGGCAAAAGCUUUUUAUACAUCGAAAAACGUGACAGUUGAGCUAAUUAGUAAGUUUUGUGCUCCAUUUUCAAAGAGCUGAACUGUUUUAUGAUACAAACUUCAGUAAAUAAAAUGGAGGAUGUCAGAAGACAUGCUAUUGAAAUAUUUCAGAAUUCUUUUCUCUAGAUGUGGCUGACAGCA
Rhincodon typus (whale shark) is the source of this 2565-nucleotide messenger RNA. Its product is annotated as lysophosphatidic acid receptor 6. Bases 687 to 1454 code for a protein of 255 amino acids. Gene Ontology annotation, molecular function: lysophosphatidic acid receptor activity. The record is from RefSeq and is a predicted model, not a curated record. Gene Ontology annotation, cellular component: membrane. NCBI's taxonomy places the organism in Eukaryota, Metazoa, Chordata, Chondrichthyes, Orectolobiformes, Rhincodontidae. The transcript is spliced from 2 exons. Gene Ontology annotation, biological process: positive regulation of Rho protein signal transduction; phospholipase C-activating G protein-coupled receptor signaling pathway.